Molecule: messenger RNA, 746 nt
Organism: Gorilla gorilla gorilla (western lowland gorilla)
Lineage: Eukaryota; Metazoa; Chordata; Mammalia; Primates; Hominidae
Gene: SNRPG
Product: small nuclear ribonucleoprotein polypeptide G
Exons: 4
Coding region: 279-485 (68 amino acids)
Biological process (GO): mRNA splicing, via spliceosome; spliceosomal snRNP assembly
Cellular component (GO): U4 snRNP; spliceosomal tri-snRNP complex; precatalytic spliceosome
Molecular function (GO): RNA binding
Source: RefSeq, a predicted model, not a curated record
GCGUGUCGGUGUGGUUACAGCCGGCAGCCACGGCACCUCCUUCCGGCCGACUAGUCUCCAGGUCCCGCGGUCCGGCCCUUGGUCACCCGGCGCUCUCCCUCGUUCCUUGAAGAUCUCCAAUGCCACCUUUUGUUGAACAUCUCGAAUAGUAUCGUGUUCUAGAUAGACGGCUAGAGGGGGAAAUUCUCUAAAGGAACUAAGGAGGGGCUGGAAGGGAAGGAAGUGUUUUUAAAACUACGUGAGGCAUCAGAAUCCGAAAGCCACUUUAGUCUUAGCAAAUGUGUUUAUUUAUGGACAAGAAGUUAUCAUUGAAGUUAAAUGGUGGCAGACAUGUCCAAGGAAUAUUGCGGGGAUUUGAUCCCUUUAUGAACCUUGUGAUAGAUGAAUGUGUGGAGAUGGCGACUAGUGGACAACAGAACAAUAUUGGAAUGGUGGUAAUACGAGGAAAUAGUAUCAUCAUGUUAGAAGCCUUGGAACGAGUAUAAAUAAUGGCUGUUCAGCAGAGAAACCCAUGUCCUCUGUCCAUAGGGCCUGUUUUACUAUGAUGUAAAAAUUAGGUCAUGUACAUUUUCAUAUUAGACUUUUUGUUAAAUAAACUUUUGUAAUAGUCAAAAAUGCUUUCUCAGAUGUUCUGAAUGUAGAAUAUCAGCUCUAAUUCCAAUUUUUUCUACCAUGGAUUUUCCUGGUUGACACUGAUUUCAAAGGGUUUUAUGCAUUAAAGUGAAAGAAUUUUAUUAAAUGUGAAA